This is a messenger RNA of Paramuricea clavata, 5286 nucleotides long. The record is from the annotation of a GenBank genome assembly. Lineage: Eukaryota; Metazoa; Cnidaria; Anthozoa; Malacalcyonacea; Plexauridae.
AUGGUUUGCAAAGAAAGUACAAAGUUUAAGAAGAAAACACCAUUAAACAAGGUGAGUUUUAGUUGUUUUGUUGUUCAUAGUACUGAGUAAGUGUUUGUUAUUAAAAUAACUUCUGUAGAUGGAAUUUAUGAGGGUUUUAUUGACCGAUCGUUAUUGAUCUCGACAAUGACAGACCAUUUUUCUUGGACCGAAUUUACUUUGGGCGGACGAAGUCUAUCGCUGUUCUCUUUCCAAAAACAUCUGUUAGAGACACGUGUUUUUGCAAAGAUUAUCGGUCAAGAUGAACUAUUAAUUUAUAUGCUUUCAGCUUGAGAUGAACUUGCAUUCGUAGUUUUUGUUGUUGACAAAUGAGCUGUUGUUUGCAAUGUUACAAAUUAUGAAAUUAACAAACGAACACAUUAUUGUCGAUUUCAGAUUACUUUUCAAAGCGCGGUUCCCAAGUUUGUUGUCAACUUGCCAAUUACGUUCCAAAUUCGGAAGUUGGGCGGGAACUUCGCAACGAAGUUCGCAAGUUCAUUUCAAAGUUCGAACUUCGAUUGUAAACAAAUGUAAAAAUUUCAUUGAUAAAGUUAUUUAAAAAGGCAGUUUUCGUUUUGGGAGACCACUGGAGCAAUAUUUUAUUGCAGUAAUAUUUUACUGCAGUAAUAUGUGCAUAGGGCCUUAUACAGUAAUUUCAACUCCAACUAUGAACAUUUGUUUACAAUCAAAGUUCGAACUUUGAAAUGAACUUGCGAACUUCAUUGCGAAGUUCCCGUCCAACUUGCGAACUUGACAAUGUAAUUGGCAAGUUCGCAACGAACUUGGGAACAGCGUGUUGAAAAGUUACCUGAAAUCGACAAUAAUUGUUUUGUUGUUCACUGAUCGAGAGGCGGCCUAGCAAAUAUAUAUAUAUAUAUGUAUAUACAAUCUGCAGACAUGCAUGUUUCGGCAUCCUACGCCUCGUCAGUGCAGCUUGGUACACACUAGACACGCGAUGACCUUCGUAUUUAUAUACAUGCAACUUGCUCUCACAAGCACAUGUGGUACAACACAGGCCAUCAAUGCAUCUAGACACGUGCAUAGUGUCAUGUCCAGAGUGCUCAAACAACCACAAGGUGAGUGAGCUUUCCAACAGUCGUUGAUAUUAAGUCCAGCCAAUCAGAACCCACUAAAUUCAGUCAUGACCAAUCAGAAUCAACUACCCAGGUCUGGGUAGCACUGCUGGGGUUGGCAAGCAAUGCUACGAAAUUUCACAGACUGUAUUACAGCAUAAUACAUUCUGUACACAGGCUAUUUCCAACCUUGAUGGUCAUAUAAAAUGCAAGACAACUGGUGACUUGAAAAGUUAAUUUCACACUUUAUAUUUGACACAUUUUAAUUCUUUAUAAAUUACUCCAUUGUCUGUUUACUGCUUGCUAAUAAUACAGUACAUUAAAUAUUCUAGUUUAUGUUUAAUCUUGUAAAUUGAUGGCAACAGUGACGUAGCCAGGACUUCUAGUCAAGGAGCACAGAAAAAAUCCCGGGAGGAGAAUAAGUAAUUUUACCCUGCACUAGUUUGAAUAGUUUGUUCAUUAUGUGAAAAUAUAUUUGGAUUCCCAUGAUAGCCAUGCAUAAUAUAGAACAAUGAACUUUUAGGAAAUUUUUUUAAAUUCUAGAGUCAGUAAAAUGCCAUUUUCAUCAUUUUGGAGGCUAUUUUAAUGUGUUUUGGUAAUUUUAAAUAAGCAUUUAACACAUAACAACUCUACUUAAUCACAAACAAAUCCAGAACAUUUCCAUUACAAGAAAUGAAAAUAUAAUGCACAUGCUUGUCCAGGACAGAAUUUUUCCAAGCCUCCCCCCCCCCCCCCCUGGCUAUGUCAUUGGAUGGCAAAGCUUUAUAAAUCAUUUAUCUGCAUGUUAAUAAUGAAGAACAAUGAAGCAAAGACAGUAACUGAAUGCACAGACCACAGAAACAAUUCUUUUUUUCUAAUGCGGCUCAAAUAUUUAUAAGGGAGUGUUGAGUUCAUUAUUUAUGGUUUGGGGGGCGGGGGUGUUUCACACAUCCUCCCUCUCAAUAUUUACAUGACCCUCUCUGGGGGGGACCCCAAGAAAAGACCAAAAACUUUUGUGACCCCCCCCCCCACAUUUUGUAUAAAAUACAAAAUCGUUAUUUUAUGACGUUAGUAAUAGUGCAAAAGCUCUUGUACUUAAGCUAUGUAAUAAUUCAAAAUUUUCAUGUUCUAUAAUAACAUAUUUUAAUGAGGUCAAAACAUUGUCAAAACUAACACUUUCAUGACCCCUCCCCCCUCAAUUACUCCGCAAACUCUGGUGACUCUCCAAAAACAAACACCAAACUUUUUUUGCCCCUGUGAUUUCACCCCCCCCCCAACCAUAAAUAUUGAACACUCCCUAAGUGGUCAAAUAUCAAAUAGUGGGCAAUCAUUUGUGGCAUCCUAAUAUAAAACAGUUUGCUAAAAGCUCAAGAACCUUGGAAACAAUGGAAUCCUACAGUAGUCUAAGAAGAUCUCACCAUUGCAUGGUUUUAUAUACCAUAAAUUAAUGUUUUGAAUUGUUCACCAUACAUUCAAAGAUUGUAUUGAAAUGCACACACAAGAUAAGUAAUUUCAUUUUCAAUGCAAACAAACUAAAGUAAUUGAAAGAUUUCAUAUUGAUAACAGUAUGAAUUGUAUUGCAGAAAUGUUUAUGCUAUUGAAAUAAAGUUGUUACUUAUAAUGGUCAAUGUUCUACAUAGCAUAAGCAUGUUUUAUCAGAUAAGCUAUCUAUAGUUUCUGGCAAGCCAUAGUUUAUACUCGACUAAUGUGGCCAUUUGUAACCAAAUGUUCUGACACAUCAUCAGGAGAAAUUUCUGAUGUGAAGUCGCCAUUUCCUAGAAUAGAAUAGAAUAAGAACAUAUAUUGACAUUCUAUGUCAUGAGUCCUCUAUUAAACCCCCUUUUAAAAUAGACCCCCCUCAGGCCCUCCCUUUACUAAGCCCCAUUCCUCCUAAUACCCCGUUCUCUAAUAGGCCCCCUCUCUAAUAUGUCUCCCUGUCUAAUAAGAUCCCCUCUCUAAUAACUUUCCUCUCUAAUAAGCCUUCCCCCCUCUCUAAUAAGCCUUCCCCCCUCUCUAAUAAGCUCCCCUCUCUAAUAGGCCCUCUAAUAAUCCCCCUUGCUAAUAAGCCCCAUCUCUAAUAAGCCUUCCUCUCUAAUAAGCUCCUUCUCUAACGAGCCUCCUCUCUAAUAUGUUUUCCUCUCUAAUAUGUUUUCCUCUCUAAUAAGCCCCACUCUCUAAUAAGCCCCACUCUCUAAUAAACUCCCUCUCUAAUAAGCCUUCCUCUCUAAUAAGCUUCCUCUCUUACGAGCCUCCUCUCUGAUAUGUCUCCCUCUCUAAUAAGCCCCACUUUCUAGUAAGUUCCCUCUCUAAUAGCCCCCCUCUCUAAUAUCCUCCUCUCUUGUAGGCCCCGUUUCUGAUAGCCACUCUCUCCAAUACGUUUCCUCUCUAAUAAAGCCCCUCUAUAAUAAACACUCUCUCUAAAAAAACCCUCUCUAAUACGUCCCCUUUCUAACCCCCCUCCCCCCUUCAAAAAGCAUAAAUGAAAGUACAUUUUCAUAGUAUAAAAGAUUUACUGGUAGAAUAUUUGUAGCAACAAAUAGAGGUAUUGCGUGUUCUCGUUUUUUUGAAAAAUGAAUGAAACGGAGAACACGCUUUUGCAAAACUAUAAUACAGUAUGUUACUAUGUUUGUGAUGUUACUGUGAAUGUGCAUCCACACCGGGCAAGCUGAAAAGUUUGCCUGACCACGGUGGGAAUCGAACCCGCUACUGAUUCUAGUUCGAUAUUAGUCCAAUGCUCUAGCAACUGAGCUUACGAGGUCAAGUCGGUUCGAGUUGGUGAUAUUUCGGAACUGAGUCUAGUUCCUACGAUAUCAAAUGUAUUCCCACCGUGGUCAGGCAAACUUUGCAGCUUGCCCGGUGUGGAUGCACACUCACAGCAAGGGUGGGUUGACUACAACAUUUUUGUAGUCAGCUACAACUACUGCUACUUUUGAACAAAGGUAGUUCGCUACUGACUACAGCUACUACUUAAAAAUUGUAGCGAACUAUUUCGCUAUUUCGCUACACUAUAUUUUUUAGUUAUACUAUAUUUGGGGCAUCUACUAACUCAGGCAGUAAUGUAAUCUAUAACAAAUCGACUUACGAGUCCCAACAGUAAAAACACAAAGCAACAUUUUUGUAAGCACUACAGUGUUCAGGAGUGCAAUUGAGUAUUGAUUUUAAACAAACAGUGUCUCAAUACCAUGCUAUUCUAUCAAGUUGCUAACAAUUUUAAAAGUAGCGAAUAGCGAUUCGCUGUUUCACCUGUUUGAAAAGUAGUCAACUACUUGGCUACUUUUAGGCAAAAUGUAGUUCGCUAUAACUACAACUACUGUUUUAAAAAAGUAGUCAAAAACUACUGGCUACUUGAAAAUUGUAGUUCGCUACAGUAGCGAACUACAACUACUUCGCUACAACCCACCCUUGAUAGCCACAUGUACACACCGCCGAAGGUGGGAAAAGGUAUUUUCGUGAGCCGUGAAUGGUCAAUAUUUGUUCGUGUGAAAUGUGAAAUGCUUGAUUUUAGUGUCGUGAAAUGUGAUUUGUUCUACAGCCGUGAGGCGUGAUUGUUGAUAAAAAUGCUCCGUGAAAUGAGAAUUAAGGAUGCCUGUUUCGUGAACUGUGAUUAUUAUGGUGAUUAUUAUGAUAAACAUGAUACGCGAUAAUCAAAUUAAAGGAGGACAAAGUUCCUGAGGCUGAUGACAAGGAUCCUGAGGCUGAGGACAAGGUUCCUCACGCAGAGGACAAGGUUCCAGACGAUGAGGGCAAGGAUCCUGACGCUGAGGAAAAGGAUCCUGAGGCUGAGGACAAGGUUCCUGACGCUGAGGAUAAGGUUCUUGACGCUAAGGACAAGGUUCCAGACGCUGAGGACAAGGUUCCUCACGCUGAGGACAAGGUUCCUGACGCUGAGGACAAGGUUGCAGACGCUGAGGACAAGGUUCGUGACGCCGAGGACAAGGUUUCUGACGCUGAGGGCAAGGAUCCUGACGCUGAGGAAAAGGAUCCUAAGGCUGAGGACAAGGUUCCUGACGCUGAGCACAAUGUUCCUGACGACAAAGUCCCAGAGGCUGAGAACAAAGUUCCUGGUGAGGACAAGGUUCCUGACGCUGAGCACAAUGUUCCUGACGCUGAGGGCAAGGAUCCUGACGCUGAGUAUAAGGAUCCUGAGGCUGAGGACAAAGUUCUUGACGCUGAGGACAAGGUUCCUGGCGCUGAGCGACAAGGUUCCUCGCGCUGA